UGCCUUCGUUGAUCCUCGAACGAGACUCACGACGAACGUGUGCACGCGCAAGUUAAAUUUUAAAAUUCGAAUUAUCAAAGUGAAUUCCAAUUGAUUAAAUACUUUGCGUGAAGAUUGUGAUGUUCGAAGUAUUGUGAUAUUUCAAUAUAAUGAAGUUUAGCCAGGGAAUUGUAUCAUACGUCCGUGACCUGCUGCCUACCUCUACCUUUCCCUGUCUCUGUGAUCCACUGAACCGUAGAGAUCCUUUCAACCAUCACACUGUGACCCCACGUUUUCGCCCUGUUGCACUUUAUUUAAUACGUACGAUACGAUUUACAAAUAUUCAGAAGUGAUAAUGACGAGAAAAUUCCUAUUUUGUUUUCCCCUGCGGCUUGGAAAUAUCGUAUUUGGUUAUAUUGUUGUUAUUAUAAGUUUAGCGGUAGCAGCCUUCCAUUUAUACCUCCUUGCGUUAAACAUUAUUUCCAAAGAUGAUACUCACGAAGACAAAUUCAACAAUUUCGAAAAACUCGAAAGUAUAUUUGGCGAAGACAAAAAGGACCUAGUCACUAUUGUCAUAAUGAUAUAUUACUUAACAUAUAUCAUAAUUGGACUUUUAUUAUUUAUGUUCGGUCUCAUAUUUACUGUUGGAGCGUACAAGGUAAACGAGUGCAGUAUAACAACUUUCUUCAUCUACAGUUUCUUCCACAUAUUUUUCACAAUUGGAUUAAUAGUUUGGGAAGCCAUUACCGCGGGUUGGAUACAGCUAGGACUUAUAUUCGUUUCUGAUGUGCUCCUGAUUAUUUGUCUAUUCAGCGUCAAGUAUCUGAUGGAAGCAAUUAGAACCGGAAAUAUCUACACUCGUCCUGGAGAAGCGAUAUACAAAUAUAAUACAUGAAAAAGAUUAAAUCCAACCAGAAUCCCAAAAAUAUCUCGACAAAUAAAACAUUAUUUCGAAAACAUUUUAAUCUACUACAUUUAUAUGUACAUUGAGUAUUGCAAUAAAUAUAAAGACGAAAACCUUGAAUCUCUUAAACUAGUGUUAGAGAAAGAUCUUCCGAUUGAUCCUCUUCUAGUAUACGUUUUAUCCAUUAGCUUUCACUGAUCUGAUCUUGAUCUGUGGGAAGUCUUGGUGACGCGUUAAGAUCCUCAGCCAGCGCAAGCCCAUUUAUCCUGGUAGGGAGAUAAUCAUUUUUUGUGGGGGAAUUGAUGUACCUGACAUAUGAAGAUGAUGAACGAAACAAAACAAGAAAAUUAACGACAAAGUCUAAACCCAUGCUUGAUGAUUAGUAAUGAAAUGGAAAAGGCUUUAGUUGGUCGUCCGUCGUUGGACCAGCAUGUAUUUAAGGAUUUAAUCUCCUAAGCAAUUUUAAUAAUGACAUACUUUCAAAAAGUAAAUGUUGAAUCUCCUUUUUCUUAUUUAUUCCUCCUAUAAGCGCAAAUGCAAAUUUUAAUGACAAGAUUACGUAGCUAAGGUGUUGAAAAAUUUAUCGUAUUAUUUCGUACUUUCCCAAGGAAAAGAAUGAUUAACUGAUUAUAAAAAUAUACUACAUAAAACUUACACAAUUUUAUAUAUUUCAAUUUAUUUUUGAAAUUUUUUGCAAUUUUUGCUUCUAUAAGAAAAUUCUUCAUUAAUACGUAACAUAAACGUAUAAACUCCCUAACGGUUAUGUAAGCAUAACUAAAUUUACAAUGAUGUGUAUUGCAUUCUAAGAAACACUUCUGUAUAAUUACAGUGAAAACAUUAUUGUGUCGUUGUUAUUACAAUUAACUAGAAAGUAACAUUCAUUACAUGUAAAUUAUGCAGUUUGUUAUAUUAUUUAAUAAAAAAUGUUAAUUAACUU
Molecule: messenger RNA, 1820 nt
Organism: Pieris brassicae (large cabbage white)
Lineage: Eukaryota; Metazoa; Arthropoda; Insecta; Lepidoptera; Pieridae
Exons: 6
Coding region: 335-874 (179 amino acids)
Source: RefSeq, a predicted model, not a curated record